Molecule: messenger RNA, 3131 nt
Organism: Linum trigynum
Lineage: Eukaryota; Viridiplantae; Streptophyta; Magnoliopsida; Malpighiales; Linaceae
Source: the annotation of a GenBank genome assembly
GUGGCCAACUCUCUCUCUCUCUCUCUUGUUGCUACAAUUUCCAACAACACUCACUACCGAUAUAGGCUUUGGCUGCAUUGUCUGAGAAUCUGAGUUAGACAGUACUGCUCCUUCCUACCUAGCUUACUCGAGCGGAGAGAGAAAGACGGAGAGAAGAGCAGCCGCCGCCGCCUUCAUCGCCACCGGAUAAGAAGCAGGUGGCGGAGCAAUGGGGAGAUCCAAUUCCUGCUUCAAGAUUAUCACAUGCGGAAGCGAUUCCGCAGCUGAUAAGGAUGACAUUGACAUCCAAGCUCCCGAGAACAAAGGUUCAAGUGACAAGCGCGGGUGGAGUUUCCGGAAAAGAUCAGACCGUCAUAGAGUUCUAAGCAAUAAUGUAACAUCAGAACCCCCCUCUACAGCAAACAAGGAAAGCAUAGAACCUGCCAGUCUUAGCUAUCGACAACAGGAUGCUCCUUCAGUUCCUGAGAAAAUUUCGGUUGCAGAAUGCAUCGAUGAGAAGCCAGCAUUGCCAGUCCCGGUGGAAGAGAAAACAUCAAAGACCAUUACACUCGACCAAGAUGAAAAGGAAGCUGAUACUCAUGUGGAAGACUCGGUUGUUAUUAUCCUACAGUCUGCGGUCAGAGCUUUUAUGGCUAAAAAAGAAUUUGUCAGGCUUAAGAGUGUGGUGAAGUUACAAGCUGUUGUGCGUGGCCACCUGGUCAGACAACGUGCUGUGGGAACCCUACGCUGUGUUCAGGCCAUUACUAAAAUGCAAGUACUUGUGCGUGCCCGUCAUGCUCGUAAUCGAGAGUCGAACAUUGACAAUGGGAAAGCUGGGAAAAUUGCUUCCUCAAAAUCCUCGAAAAAGGAACUCUCCAUAUCUAAACCAACGAUAACUUAUACUUCACUCGAGAAGUUGCUGAGCAACAGAUUUGCUCGCCAGCUAAUUGGUUCAACACCAAAGUCAAGGCCUAUCAACAUCAAGUGUGAUCCUCUAAGACCUAAUUCCUCUUGGGUCUGGUUAGAGAGAUGGAUGUCUGCUUCAUCCGUUGAGCCCACACCAAAAUCGGAGCCAACUCCAAAACCAAAGUCCUUCCCAGAAAAGGUUGAAGAAGAGAAGCAAGAGGAGCAUGCUGUGGUAUCUGAGAGUUCCCUUGUGGUUGAAGAUUCGAGAUCCCACAUUGAGGAAGCUGUUUCUUCGUUCGAAAAUGAAGAAAAUCUCAUUGCAUAUGAUGCAAAUGAUCCCAAGUUGGAGGCAUGCCAAGCAUCAACCCAUCCCGCAGGAGAUAACUCAGAGCAGCCUCAAGGUUCCGUGGAUAUUACUUAUGAUGAUGUCAAGGAGGCAUCAAUUGACUCGAGCUCUCGUCAAAGUCAAACAUUGCAGUCCGAUGUACAAGUUCAACCAACUCAAGAAUUUGAGCAACCUGAACCCCCAAAACGAUCUUCUAUGAAAAGACUUGCCUCAGAUGAGUUAGAGACUGAAGGAAAUAAAUUUGUUUAUGGAUCGAGGAAGGUAAGCAACCCUGCAUUUGUUGCUGCACAGUCAAAAUUUGAGCAUGGGCUGGGUCCAGCUACCGAUUCAAACAAAAGACAUAGCCGAGUGCUACAAGAUGCAGGACAUGAACUUAAACCAGAGAAAGCUUCAUCUGAAGAGAUUCUUUCCGUGACUAAGGAGCCUCGUACGGCUGAACAUUCAGCCACCCAUUUGUCAACCGUGCAAUAUGGAGAUUCUGAAUGUGGUACCGAGCUCUCUGUCACCUCGACUCUUGACUCACCUGACAUAUCUGAAGUUGGAGCAGCAGAACUCGAGCACAGGCAAGAAGGGAAAACUUCAGUGGAGGAAACCCACAGCUCUAGUGUGAUUAAGAAUGCAGGUGAAGAAUUCAAGGAUGCAUCGGAAGAUCCCUUGCCCAGUCCUUCUAAUCCUGUUGUCACUCAGUCUGAAGAACUAGAUGGUGUGAAGAGUGAAGCUAUCAUCAACUCGGUCCACUCACCCGAGGUAGAAGUCGAACGAGAACAAGAAGAAGCUGAGAGACUUCCGGAAGCUGCCUCUCCCACCAAAAGCCAAAUUACCAUCCAGGGGGAGGCUCAAGGAACGCCUGCAAGUCAAGUGUCGGUAACUAAAAGCGAGAAACGUGACAGAAGAGCAUCUUCAACCCAGAAAAGGAAGUCAUUAUCUGCUGGUAACAAAAAGUCUGCACCAUCCCCACAAAGUGAGUCCAAUAGUGGGAAGCGGAGAAGCUCAUUUGGCUCGCCUAGACGAGAUGACACUACCACCACCAACGACCAAGAGCCACGGCCCAGUAAUAGCAGCAGCAGCUCCGUCCCACGGUUCAUGCAGGUUACGGAGUCCGCAAGAGCCAAACUUCAGGCUAAUAAUAGCUCUCCAAGAUCGAGCCCAGAUGUGAAUGACCGAGAGUACAUCAAGAAGCGUCAUUCUUUGCCUGGAGCAAAUGGGAGACAUGGUUCUCCACGCAUCCAGCGGACUAGUUCUCAAAGUCAACCGGCGGCAAAGAAUGAGAAGAAGUGGCAGAGGUGAAGAAAUGUGAUGAAGGCAAGGGUUGUUCAGGUAAAUUCUCUUCCUUUUUCGGUUGCUUGAUGGCGGCGAGACGAUUAUGUGAUAUGCGUAGAGAGAAGCGCGAGAGUUUGGAGGAAUGGAUAGGUGGGGAACCUGGGAAAGCAAGAAUGGAGUUUGUGUUUGUAUAUUUGCUGGGCAUGGAAAAUUUUAUUAACGCACAUAUUUACCAGAGGAGUAUUCCACAGUCGACAAUGUUACUUUCAUACAGAGUGUUCUGAUUGUUUCUUUGUUGCUGUUGUUUGUUCGAAUUUCUUUUUGUGUGAUAAUUGCAUGUUCACUACUGUGUGGCUGUGUUUGGUUUAAUUUCCUUGGGCUUGAUAGUUGAUUGUGUUUCUCGUUGUCUUGUUGUAAAGCGGAUUUUGUUACUGUGUAAUAAACUUUCUUAACUUCUACCGCUCUGGCCAACUCUUCUUCUCACCUCCUGCUUUAGGGAGGUAUUGUAGAUUGAUCUCGCAUUUCUUCAUAUGAGAGAUUCUCAUCCAAAAUCCAUCACCCAAUUCCUACUUCGUAAGAACCAUUGGACAAAGUGUUCUCUUUUUCAAUAGGUCACUCGUAUUAAAAGGAUAUUAGGAUC